This is a messenger RNA of Danaus plexippus (monarch butterfly), 1561 nucleotides long. RefSeq names its product NADH-ubiquinone oxidoreductase 49 kDa subunit (gene ND-49). Gene Ontology annotation, biological process: mitochondrial electron transport, NADH to ubiquinone. The coding region runs from base 24 to 1424 and encodes 466 amino acids. Lineage: Eukaryota; Metazoa; Arthropoda; Insecta; Lepidoptera; Nymphalidae. The transcript has 10 exons. The record is from RefSeq and is a predicted model, not a curated record. Gene Ontology annotation, molecular function: NAD binding; quinone binding; NADH dehydrogenase (ubiquinone) activity.
AACGGAACGCAGUUUCAGAGAAAAUGGUUUCGCUGGUAAAUGUUUUGCUGCGGAAAACCGCAAAAUUGGGUGCCAACAGAGCCUUACUGGCAAAUUUACCAGGAGUUUACAAUGCCAACUCUCAAAGAAAUGCCCACCGUUGGAUGCCAGACGAAGACUUCAUUAAGCAGUUUGAGGGCGCCGUGUUGUACUCCGAUGGCAGACCUGAACUCAUGAAGCACCCACCUUACAAUAGUAUUGUGGCCCCAGCUGAAAAGCAGGUCAAGAACAUGAUCCUCAACUUUGGUCCGCAGCACCCGGCUGCUCACGGUGUGUUGAGACUCGUACUCGAACUGGAUGGUGAGACUGUCCGCGGAGCUGAUCCUCACAUUGGUCUCCUUCACCGUGGUACGGAGAAGCUGAUUGAGUACAAGACCUACACCCAGGCGUUGCCUUACUUCGACAGGCUGGACUAUGUGUCUAUGAUGUGCAAUGAACAAUGUUACAGUCUGGCCGUUGAGAAACUGCUGAAUAUUGAAGCUCCCAUCAGAGCCAAGUACAUAAGAACUCUGUUUGCUGAGAUAACCAGAAUCCUGAACCACAUAAUGGCGGUGGGGACGCACGCCCUGGAUGUGGGUGCUCUCACUCCGUUCUUCUGGCUGUUCGAGGAGAGAGAGAAGAUGAUGGAGUUCUACGAGAGAGUCAGCGGCGCCAGGAUGCACGCGGCCUAUAUACGACCUGGAGGAGUGUCCUUGGAUAUGCCGUUAGGUCUGAUGGAUGACAUAUACGAGUUCGCGAGCAAGUUCGGCGAACGGCUCGACGAGGUGGAGGACGUGCUCACCACCAACAGGAUCUGGGUUCAGCGGACCAAGGAUGUGGGGGUGGUGACCGCACAAGACGCUCUCAACUACGGCUUCAGCGGUGUGAUGCUGAGAGGGUCCGGCAUCAAGUGGGAUCUGAGAAAAACUCAGCCUUAUGACGCUUACGAUAAGGUCGAGUUUGAUGUACCCAUUGGAACCAACGGCGACUGUUAUGACAGGUAUCUGAUCCGCGUGGAGGAGAUGCGUCAGUCGCUCCGCAUCAUAGACCAGUGCCUGAACCAGAUGCCGCCCGGAGAGGUGAAGACAGACGACGCCAAGCUCACCCCGCCCUCCAGGGAGGAGAUGAAGACAUCCAUGGAGGCGUUGAUCCACCACUUCAAGUUGUUCACCCAGGGGUACGCCGUGCCCCCCGGCGCUACGUACACCGCCGUAGAAGCACCCAAGGGAGAGUUUGGUGUCUACCUUGUAUCUGACGGAGGAUCGAAACCCUAUAGAUGCAAGAUCAAAGCCCCCGGCUUCGCUCAUCUGGCUGCAUUGGAGAAGAUCGGGAAGAAUUCCAUGUUGGCUGACAUAGUGGCCAUUAUCGGAACGUUGGAUGUCGUGUUCGGAGAAAUAGAUCGAUAGACAGACAUGCAGAUAGCAGAUCGAUAACAUACCUAGGAUAAGAAGUAAAUUAUAUACAGUCGACUUGAAACCUCUCCCGUAGAGCAAAGUGUACCAUACAGCUGUAAUAUACCCUAAUAAAUCAAUGCAAAAAAGUG